Messenger RNA from Fusarium fujikuroi IMI 58289, 357 nucleotides. RefSeq lists its product as uncharacterized. The transcript has a single exon. The record is from RefSeq and is a predicted model, not a curated record. Bases 1 to 357 code for a protein of 118 amino acids. NCBI's taxonomy places the organism in Eukaryota, Fungi, Ascomycota, Sordariomycetes, Hypocreales, Nectriaceae.
AUGCCCCAGUCUACCCAACACCCCAAGCGUUUCGGCUUCCGAGAUCUUCUCUGCGCCAUCUGGCUAACCAUCGUAUCUAUAGUUACCCUGAUUAGCGUCUUUAGCAGUGUCGACAUCGUGAAGAUGCUAGCUUGGAGACACCGCGAUGAUUUUGUUCUCUCCUUUUACUUCAAGUUCAGCCAAUUGUUCCUGCAGAGUUACUUCAAAUUGGCACAGUGGAAGGCUUACGCGAAAGAUGUGCCGGAAAUGGGAUACUGGGGCAUUGUCGACUCGGGACGGGUCAUCUCCCUGUGUAUUGUACCUUGUGCAGUUAUCUGGGGGGCAGGACGACUCUUUGAUCACCUGUUUAAGAACUAG